Molecule: messenger RNA, 5249 nt
Organism: Cataglyphis hispanica
Lineage: Eukaryota; Metazoa; Arthropoda; Insecta; Hymenoptera; Formicidae
Gene: igl
Product: neuromodulin
Exons: 5
Coding region: 1080-1715 (211 amino acids)
Biological process (GO): regulation of growth
Molecular function (GO): calmodulin binding
Source: RefSeq, a predicted model, not a curated record
GAGUAGUCCUUUACACGCCGAAUCCCUUACAGAAGGACGAACGCCAUAGGGUGACACCGAGGCUUGCGCUUUAACUCCUGCCGUCAAGCAUGCCGCUACGCGCCGGCCGAAACGUGGCUAGAAACGUGGCGAUCGCUUCCGCGUGCGUUUCUCCACGCGUGUGAGAAACGGGGAAUUUUCCGCGGCGCGAAUAUACAUCCUGCGCGAUAUAUAUGUAUAAUAUAUAAUGCGACUCUGUGGUGCAAAUCGUUUAGUCGCUACGUGAGCAAGGGCAGGGUCGUAAGCGAGUGACGCCAGUACUGUUCGCGACGUCGAGGACAGGAUUUCUCGUCUGCGUGCUCGUGAUGUUUGACUUUCGGUGAGUCACGAUCCGACCGGUUGAAUCCUUCGUCGAAGAGGUAAAGACGUUAUAGGACAUCACCGGACGUCGCGUGACAACGAGACGCGUGAGAGAGCAUCGGAUUACCUUCGAGUGUGAAGGAUUGUCUAGCAGGUGCCGGCGCCACGCGACCCGUGUCAGUAACCCCCGAAUAAAACGAAAGAUUAAGGGGUGGGAAAAAGCAGGAGAAACGUGCUGGCGAAACAUAUACGCGCACAAUAGAUAAAAGGAGAUAAAAAGAAAGGAGGAAAAAGAAAAAGAGCAAAGUAGUUUUGAAUAAAGAUCAUCGAAUCUUAUUUAAUUAAUUAAAAAUCCAGAGAAUAUAUUCUUAAGUGUGCUUCAAAGAAAUUAAAGCGAACUGUGAUUAAAAGGAGGGCUGUCUCUCUAUUUCAUUACUAAAAAGAUAAAGGCCAUAAUUUAAAAGUAUAUUUAAAGUGUAUAAUACGACUUUUAAUCAAAUUAUUGGGCGCUAAUAGACUAAACGGGCGAGAAAGAGGAAGGACUGAAGAGUGGAAGAGACAAGAAAAGAAGAAUGACGAGGAGAUAAAAAAAGUCAAAGGGGCGCGAAGAAAAUUUAUAUCUUUACUCAGCAUCUUGAAAAAGAAGAACGCAAGGAACUGCAAUAAUACGGACUCUUCUCAACAACGUGAUUUAGUCAGAUAUAAGAAAAGCUUAGAAAAGAACAGACAAGAGGAGAGACAUGGGGUGCAACACUAGCAAGGAGAGCGUUCAGCCGGCGGUGGAAGAAGGAAAAGAAGACGACUCGGUCAAGAACGGGGAUAUUUCAAAGGCGGCGGAAGAGACUGCAACGAAAACCGAGUCCUCGGACAAGGAGAAAGAAAACGACACAGAGAAAGAAAAAGAGAAGGAGGAGGCAGCAGCCACGAAAAUACAAGCAGCUUUCCGUGGACAUCACACUAGGAAAAGUUUAAGAGUAUCGGAAACAGCGUCGGAGCGGACGAGGACCGACGAAGCACCCUCGGAACCUGAAAAGGAACCUGAAAAGGAACCUACGAAGGAACAACUGGAGGAGGAAUUCUCUGCCGACGACAAGGAGCUCUGUCACGCGGCGAAGAAGAUACAAGCGACUUUCCGGGGCCACAUGUCGAGAAAGGAGCAGGCUACAGCUGCCGCCAAAUCGGCGAUAAACAUGGUCGAGAGUGCGACUGCCAAGAUAGAAGAAAAGAUGCAUGACGCUGUACAGGAAUUAGAGGGGAUUGACUUGGCCGAUCCGGACUUGCACAAGGCAGCGACUAAGAUCCAAGCGAGUUUCCGCGGUCACAAGGUCCGUCAGGAGGUCAACAUUCAUACUACUGCCGACGAAACUCAAAAAUAAGACGCUUAACUCGAACGCAGAGGGAUGCCGGGAGAUAGAUUACUACUUAUUACAGCCAGUGCCAUUCUUAAUAGAUUGAACGCCAUCCCCUAUUUCUUAUACUUAUACCUCAUAAUGUAGCAUUCGUGAAUUAUAGUAAGUUAUGCGCGUAAAUAUACGAGGCAUUCCAGAAAGGAUGAACAACGGAUAGCCGGAACAAUUUUGAUUAUAUUAGUUCACUUCGGACCACAAAUUGUAAACAACGAUACCGUUUAUCUUACGUUAACGAUUAAUCCAGCCUUCUCGCCCGGGACCAGUGUGACCAGUUAAUAAGCGCUUUCUACUUUGACUAGAAUGAGGAUUUUUCAAAUGAGAUAUAUAAACAGGUUGAAACACUCGAAUGGGGGAACAUCUAGAUAUCUCUAUCGUUUGUGGAUAUAUAAAAAAAAAAAGUUGAUCUGGAAAAAAGUUGCAUUGUGUAAAGAGAGAGUAUAAUGGUAAAUAAAAAAAAAAGUUGUUCCUUGAGCCGAUUACUGUAAAUCGAUUUUCAGUGCGUUCCACACGAUUCACUUUAUAUGAUUAUUCUUGAACUAUUCUUAUACUAUCGAUUUAUACUUACAUUUUUUAUGAGUUAUGUCUGUCGCAUAUGAACAAAGUACCAGGCAGACAUUUUAAAACACUUUUCUAAGUAUGGUAAUAUAAUAUAUAUUGGAUAAAACAUUAUGAUUGAGGAAAAGAGUAAAAAGGAUGUAUAAAGAAAGAAGGAAGGACAGAUAGUUCCUUAUAUGAUUAGACGAUAUACAAUAUUCGAUGUAAACUGUAAUUUACAACAACACAGCGACGUAAAAUUCUCAUAUCUGGUAGGUAUAUUAAAUGGAACUCGAUAAAAGAAGCGAUAGAGUAUAACUUUGACAUCCUGCGCACGGGAUAAACGGGGCAUACAUUAAGAUGCACCAAUACCAAUAUGCAUGAUAACUUUUAUAAGUUCCUGUAUUUAUGUAAAAUAAACGGUAUGGUUGUAGUGUUUCCAAUUUUAAAGUUAUUAACUAUGAAAGUGGUUUUCGAAUACUCCUUAUUACGACACGAAUGUUUGAAGCACGAUUUUGCUUUUUUUUUCUAACAUUCCUAAUUUAUUGAAUAGCGUUAAAACGGAAUGUGAUAACUAAAGUAUAUUUCUUGAAUGCACUUUUUACAUUUUCCUACAAUUUCUCCUUUGUUUUCUCUCUCUCUCUCUCUCUCUCUCUCUCUCUCCCCCUUCAAAAAUCGAAUGUGUGUAUUUGACUUAUUUUAAAUGUGGAAAGUGUAAAAACGUGUAUACUUCUCCCUUGAGAAUUUGGAAAGAAAGCAUAUUGCUUUAAAAAUGAGCUGGAAUCUUGAUUGUCAUAAUAUUACUAUUCAACUUGAUUUUAAAAGAAGUAUAAAUUUAGAAAAAAAUCUUUUCCAUAUAUAUAUAUAUAUAUAUAUAUAUAUAUAUAUAUAUAUAUAUAAAAAGGAUAUAAAAAGGACUAAGGAAAAAUUCCGAACUUUUAUAUAAUUUUGCAAACAUUAAAUAAGAAAUAAAUUAUUAUAUUUUAUUUUAUUAAUGCAGUAGAACCUCUAACAAAGAAUAAUGACAUAUUUGAAUUUUAAAGUAAAAUUUAGAUCAUCAUAGAUAUGUGAAUAUGUAAUUUUUCUUGUUAAAAUUCCUUAAUAUGUUUUGUCUCAACCGUAUGGUUUUUUUCAGAUACUUUUUAUGUGUCAAUGUAUUAAAGGCAUCUAAAAGAAUAUGCUUAAAAAAAAAAAAAAAAAAAAUUAUCGGCCUAUUGUCAAUAAUAGAGCAAUUAAAUCAAUUAUUAAAUCGAAGUUCUACUGCAUCGAGUAAAAGCGUGUGCGUAAUAUACAGAAUUCAUAACUGCUUGACAGGAACUGAACAAAUCCGUCAAAAUAAUAAGUCCGUUCUUUCCAGUAAUAAUCUCUUUGAAUGUGUGUUUACUUGCUCAAAAUCUUCACAUACCAAAGUUAAAACUCAAUUUUUUGCUCAAUCAUUUAUUAUGUUUCUCUUUUAAUAUUUAGUUUAGUUUAUCUUUCCUAAAUAACAACCGCUACCUUUUCAUUUUGGUUGUCACCUAAUCCAUUUUUUAUAUACAGGGUAGGCCCAAACGUUCCGAUUAGACUUUGAGAUUUUAUAGGAAAUUUAAUUCCGGACAAAAAGCAUUUUUCGCCCCAUGUUUAUUGGAAACUUUUUGUUCAGAAUUAAAUAUCUUAUAAAAUCUCAAAGUUUAAUCGAAACUUAGACUCACCCUAUAUAAAUUAACAUCCUUGCAACAAUAUCUUCAAAUGAGAGUUUAUUUUACCAGGCCUAAAAAAACUCUUGUGUGUACGCUAUCGAUCAUCUCUCGUGUAUAAUGAUAGCAACGCAAUGUGCGAUUAGUAAGCGAUUCAAGGUGCAUAAUGCGAAGCAGCGAACGAGAAUAAUUUUGCAACUCAACUACUCGAAUAAUUGUUUAUUCUUCAAUGCCAGUUUUAUUCGUCCACAGAGAAGCAGGGUACUGCGAAUUUAUUAUUUUAACUUCCUCACACAUUCGUCCAAGCAUUUUUCUACGAAGCAAAUAUCAUUUCUAUCUUCUAUACUCUUGUAAUUUGUAUUGAUAUUUAUAUCAAUUGAUAUCAAUUUGCUAAAGACAAAUUAAAUAACAUUACGCGAUUUCGAUACUACACGUUUAACUUGAGCUGAUUAUGAGCAAUAAUCGCACGUAUUUUAUUGUAAUAAAAUUUUUGCAGUUUGAAAAUUAUUGUACAAGUUAACAUGGCCAUAUAAUACAAACGGCCAUUCUCUCUCUCUCAAUAUAACAUGUUUUUAUUGUGUGCGCAAUAUUCACAAUUGAUAUUGAUUGCAAUGGUACGUGCAACUAUUGUUCAACAGAUAUAGUCGAACAGCAUUUUUUCAUUCCUGUUUUAUCCGAUUACUUUAUUUCUGAUUUUUUUUUUUUUUUUAAUUUUUCCACUUCCUAUAUUCUAUAUCUCUAGCUCUAAGAUCAUAUUUCGAAUUUCCAGUAGUAGUGUUCCCAAAAUUUCCAGGGAAAACAAAUUUUCAGAUUUCACAAUUAUAUCCGUACAGCAUUGUCGCUGUGCUGUACAGGUGUCCACGAUUUUUACUUAUCGUUUUCUAAUUAGUAAUUUACGAACAAAUAUUGUCUUGGGUAACACGAUUAUAUAUAUAUAUUAUUCAUAGAUUAUCUACGAUUGUCGCUUGUAGAAAAAUUAAAGCAAAGCUUUGACAGAAAAGAUAUCGUCGAAAAUGACCUAUCAUCGAGUAACGUUAUCUAAUUUAUGUCGGAGUGAAUAUUGUGGAUAAAGAAUACUUAUCGAAUUAUAAUAUAGAAUGCGAAACGUUGCGACGAAUAAUAGUCAUUCUUGUCGAUACGUUACUUUAUCACGUAUAAAUAGUUUAGCGGUGCACAAGACAAGUUGUGGUAAAAUAUAUUGUAAGAAUGUAAUAAAACUGACUGUACUGCUCAUACGAGCGGUGCAUUACAUGUAAUCCAUUUGUUUAAAAUACAUACCUUGCUAAAUGUA